Messenger RNA from Lathyrus oleraceus (garden pea), 1344 nucleotides. RefSeq names its product protein CANDIDATE G-PROTEIN COUPLED RECEPTOR 2. Gene Ontology annotation, molecular function: G protein-coupled receptor activity. Gene Ontology annotation, biological process: G protein-coupled receptor signaling pathway. The transcript is spliced from 6 exons. Gene Ontology annotation, cellular component: plasma membrane. NCBI's taxonomy places the organism in Eukaryota, Viridiplantae, Streptophyta, Magnoliopsida, Fabales, Fabaceae. The record is from RefSeq and is a predicted model, not a curated record. The coding region runs from base 258 to 1112 and encodes 284 amino acids.
GUAAACAUUUUAAAGAAAACAUAGAUCAUAAAUGGAAACUUUCCUCAACAGGCCAAAGUUGGCUGUUUGGUCGUGACUCGUGACCGUGAUCCCAUUACUGUUUUUCGUGUCCUUGACGGAAGCUCCAUCAUGAUAUAUCCAUUCCCAGUUCCACGAUCUUGUUGAACAUUACUCCACUAUCGCUAAAACAACCGAACAAUGUUAUCAUUUCCCAUUUUCUUCUGAAAUCGAUACAACACGGAAGGGAUCCAUCAUCUAUGUCAACAAGCGUGGAGGGUCCUGAGGGUCAAAUAUACGUGGAGGAUCUGAAUUUCAACUGCAAUGAAUACGACACGUUUGUUGUCGUUUCAUCGGUUUUGUUUGUUUUGUAUCUCGCUGUGAAAGCCAGGAAGAAUAUCAACAGCCUCUAUAAUGGAGGUUCUUGUAUUAUCAUUUCCUAUUAUGCCCUUCUCUGGUUUGUUACCCUUUUAAACCUUGCUCGGUCUGUUCUUCAGGUAUGGCAGUGCACUCCUGGAAAGGAGGUUGCUUGGAAUAUGUUGUCGUUGUUUACAGCAUCAGGUAUGUUGUAUCUAGAGAUAAGCUUGAUGGCUUUCUUGCUAAACAAUGUCUACAUCAAUGCCAUGGAAACUCUAGCGCACACUUCCACUGUAUCAGGAGUUAUUGUCUGUGUGGAUACCCUUCUUAAGGCAAUAUAUGUUUUCGGAUUUGGUGUUCCGUUGUUCAAUCGAACCGUUGGAAGCACUCAUACGAUCAUGUGGGGUUUGUGGAUAAUACACAAGUUAUUGCUUGCUGCAGCAUAUGGCUUCAUUUUAUUUGUACAAUUCUCUAAAUGGAGAGAAAAACUGCCCCCCAGGCCAACUUUCUACAACUACGUUGUCGUAAUGUUUAUAUUCAAUGCAAUUACUCUCUUUGCUUGUGGGCUGGCAGGAAUCGGUUCCGGCCUUGGCAAUUGGUUGUAUGAUUUUACUGUGCUUUGUUAUCACGCUCUAUAUCUUCCGUUUCUUUAUGUGACUUUUCUGGCCGAUUUUUUCCGAGAGGAAGACUUCCUUUUGGAUAAUGCGUAUUAUUCUGAGAUGAAAGAUGCUGGAUUCUUUGAUGCUGACUGGGAAUAACUCCCAAACAAUUUGUACAUGGAAGGGACGACAGACACAUUUAGUUCUAUGCACUGUAAAUAUCGAUACUUCGUAAAUUUCUAACUAAGUCAAAAUUAAAUGAAACUAUGUUCCAUGAACAUGUUACUGAAAUGUUGAAACUCUGACCCUACUGUGAAACACUACUAAAGAAACAAUGAAUUACUUGCAAGAAAAAGUGUUAAACAAACACUUUUUCUACACUCUUUAUUUA